AUGUCUAUGCUUCCGACGUUCGGUUUUACGCAGGAGCAAGUUGCGUGCGUCUGCGAAGUACUCCAACAAGGCGGCAACAUUGAGAGACUGGGUCGCUUUCUGUGGUCUCUCCCCGCCUGCGAGCACCUCCAUAAAAACGAAUCUGUGCUGAAGGCAAAAGCGGUUGUAGCCUUCCACAGAGGCAACUUCCGAGAGCUUUACAAGAUCCUGGAGAGUCAUCAGUUCUCCCCGCACAACCAUCCCAAACUGCAGCAGCUGUGGCUUAAAGCGCACUAUAUUGAGGCAGAAAAGCUGCGUGGACGGCCGCUCGGAGCCGUAGGCAAAUACCGAGUGAGAAGGAAGUUUCCCCUUCCCCGAUCCAUCUGGGACGGAGAGGAGACCAGCUACUGCUUCAAGGAGAAGAGCCGGAGCGUGUUGAGAGAGUGGUACACGCACAACCCGUAUCCGUCCCCCAGAGAAAAGAGGGAGCUGGCUGAGGCCACUGGACUCACUACCACGCAGGUCAGCAACUGGUUCAAGAACCGGCGACAGAGAGACAGGGCAGCGGAAGCCAAGGAGAGGGAAAACAACGAGAACUCGAACGGAAACAACCACAACGCGCUGUCUUCUUCCAUGAAUGGAAGUAAAAGCCUUUUAGGAAGUUCAGACGAUGACAAAACGCCGUCCGGGACCCCUGACCAUCAUCAUAACACGUCUCCGGGCCCCGCGCUGCUCAUGGGCUCGAACAGCAGCGGUCUGCCUUCGCUUCACGGCCUCGCUCCUCCGCCCGGGCCCAGUGCCAUCCCGGUGCCGAGCGCGGACUCAGUGCACCACCACCAUCACCACGGACUGCACCACGACAUUCUGAACCCCAUGUCAUCCAACCUGGUGGACCUGGGCUCGUAGGCUACACGGAGAAAGACUCACCACAAAGCACUGUGUUUUAGGAUCACCUGUGGGAGGUUUGGUGAGACUCGAAUCAUCGAGAGUGAACGACUCUUGGCAAAUCAUUUGAAAAACAAAACGGAGAUUCAAUCUCUGUUUGGUGCAGAGCACAGAGUUACACGCUUGUUCCGUGCGUAACUGACUUAGUGGAAGUGAACACUCGACUUCUUGUAGGAGUGGUGCAAGAAAACCGAAGGUGAGACUUCAUGGGAGAGUAUUUUAUCAGAAUGUUACACCAUGAUAUAUUGUUCAAACAAUAUAGCCUAAUACAAAGGUCUUAACUAUCGUUGCAUAUUGGGGUGUUAUCACAUGGCAUACCCCAGCGCUUUGUCUACACUAUUUUUGUUGUUUACAUGUUUUUAUUUUAAGCAGAGCCAUACGAUAUUUUUUUUUUGUUUUUUUUGUUUUUUUGUUUUUUUUUUUGACAUAUGGGCAUGGGGCUGGACGACAGUGACAAUGAUGAUGGGGUUAUGAUAUUCUCAUGUGUCUUAUAUAACGAGAUCUUAACCUUCUGAUAGAGAACGAGUGAGUGCAUGUAAAGUUUGCGGUAUGAAACGUAAAUCAUUCAUACACUUAUAGUUUCAUAUACCCUUUGCAAUAAAAUAAGAGAAAUACACGGACUGUAAUUACGAGUCGUUUGCUUUUUCCUGUGUUUUAUUGAAAGUAUUUUAUGUAGAAUUAAAAGGGUUGAAAUUGUUCGUAUAAUUAUUAGCCAAUAUUCUAAAACAUUUACACGGAAAUAGGAGAAGGGCCGUUUUACGCUGAA
Boleophthalmus pectinirostris (great blue-spotted mudskipper) is the source of this 1690-nucleotide messenger RNA. It is a transcript of the gene six2a, whose product is annotated as SIX homeobox 2a. Gene Ontology annotation, molecular function: RNA polymerase II cis-regulatory region sequence-specific DNA binding; DNA-binding transcription factor activity, RNA polymerase II-specific. Gene Ontology annotation, cellular component: nucleus; transcription regulator complex. The coding region runs from base 1 to 885 and encodes 294 amino acids. Gene Ontology annotation, biological process: regulation of transcription by RNA polymerase II. NCBI's taxonomy places the organism in Eukaryota, Metazoa, Chordata, Actinopteri, Gobiiformes, Gobiidae. The record is from RefSeq and is a predicted model, not a curated record. The transcript has 2 exons.